CCUUCACCCGCCGGCCGCUCCGCGCCCCAGGAGAGCGGCGAGCGCGGGUCCGCGGCGGCGGCGGCGGCGCGGCGUGGCGCGACUCAGGAGUCGGAGAGGGCGGCCGCGGGCGCCGCCGCCUCCUCCUCCAUGACUGUUUACCCGGCUGCAUUGUGGGAGUUUGACCUCCGCCGCCAACCGCCGCCUCAGCUCGCGCCGCCGCCGCCGCCGCGCACGCCAUGGGAGCCGUGACUGACGGCAGGCCACCCUACAAGAGUGGCAGUCAGAGGACACUUGCUGAAGUCACUUCUUUACUUCCAUCAGAUGAGUCCUGGGAAUUAAACUGGUUGUUGGUCUUUCAACUGGUGAUUAGAAAACUUGACAAAUUUGCCUUCCCCUCCUUUGAAGGACUCCAUACAACAUUUGAGAAAGAAUUAUUGCAAGUUUGAGAUAAGCAAUCACAAACGAAGUCAUACGGAAGCGUCUUCUGAUUGAUGGAGAUGGUGCUGGGGAUGAUCGGAGAAUUAAUCUCCUCGUGAAAAGCUUCAUUAAAUGGUGCAACUCUGGAUCCCAAGAAGAAGGAUAUAGCCAGUACCAACGCAUGCUGAGCACUCUGUCCCAGUGUGAAUUUUCAAUGGGCAAAACAUUGCUGGUAUAUGAUAUGAAUCUCAGAGAAAUGGAAAAUUAUGAAAAAAUAUACAAAGAAAUAGAAUGUAGUAUUGCUGGAGCACAUGAAAAAAUUGCUGAGUGUAAAAAGCAGAUUCUUCAAGCAAAACGAAUUCGAAAAAAUCGACAAGAAUAUGACGCUUUGGCCAAAGUGAUUCAGCAUCACCCAGACAGGCAUGAGACACUGAAGGAGCUAGAGGCUCUGGGCAAAGAAUUAGAGCAUCUCUCACAUAUUAAAGAAAGUGUUGAAGAUAAGCUGGAAUUGAGACGGAAACAAUUUCACGUUCUUCUUAGUACCAUCCAUGAACUUCAGCAGACGUUGGAGAAUGACGACAAGCUGUCAGAGGUGGAUGAAGCUCAAGAGAGCACCAUGGAAGCAGACCCCAAACCAUAGAUGGGCUGACCGUCACCAUUUACAAGGACAAUAAAAAGCUGCAUGGGCAUCCUGGGUUCCCUGUGUUGUGCUUUUGGGAUAUUUCAACUUCAGCACUGAAAUACUUUGCUUUCAAAUGUUAAUUCAUGUGUCGUUCGUAUUUCUUCACAUAUAGGAAAUGUAUCCCAUAUAUAUGUAUUUUUUAAAUGCAUUUUUAUCCUUAAACAUAGAAAUCAGCAUCUGAAAAUAUUUAAUAAAAUGUCUCAAGGUG
Molecule: messenger RNA, 1289 nt
Organism: Mastomys coucha (southern multimammate mouse)
Lineage: Eukaryota; Metazoa; Chordata; Mammalia; Rodentia; Muridae
Gene: Thoc7
Product: THO complex 7
Exons: 10
Coding region: 581-1039 (152 amino acids)
Biological process (GO): mRNA export from nucleus; mRNA processing
Cellular component (GO): THO complex part of transcription export complex
Source: RefSeq, a predicted model, not a curated record